CCCAUGUCUCCAGACCUCCAAAAACGAGCCCGCUCAGAGUCCACAUUCCUAGCAUCGGUGUCGCGACAACUAACAAAGCCAAAACCCCUCCCCGAUACCAUCCGCCUCACAGCUCAAGUCGCAAUCAUAACAGGCAGCAAUGUCGGGCUCGGCUUCGAAGCUUCGCGGCAGCUCUUGCAGCUCGGGCUCGCACAUUUAGUGAUGGGUGUACGCUCCGAAGCCAAAGGCGACGCCGCAGCCGCUACCUUGCGCGAAGAAUUCCCAAACGCGACGAUCUCCGUCUGGGUCGUCGAUAUGGCAUCGUACGCCUCGAUCCGGGCGUUUGUGGAGCGCUGCGCAUCGCUGCCGCGCAUCGACAUCACGAUACUGAAUGCCGGACUGACCGUGCAAAGGUUCGCCGCGGUGGCAGCUACAGGCCACGAAACGACGGUGCAGGUCAACUACCUUUCUACAGCGUUGUUGUCAAUAUUACUCCUGCCUAUCCUCAAAUCCAAGAACAAAGCCACUACUAGACCGCCGGUCCUGACUCUCGUCGGCUCCGAUAGUACAUACACGGCAAAAGUCGAUGUACAGAGUGCGGCCGUGCUGCAGCAAUUCGACAAUCCGGGGGCCUACGAGCAGUUUUCGUGGUACGCGGCUUCGAAACUGUUACUCGCAUUCUUCGCUAUCCAACUGGCCGAGUACGUCGAUCCCGAAGAAGUGCUGGUGAAUGUGGUGAACCCCGGUUUGACCAAAGGCACCGGGUUCUUCGGGGACAUGCCGUUGAUAAUCGGAUUUCUGAUGCGCUUGGCGUCGUUUCUGCUUGCGCGGUCGGCGGAAGUAGGGGCUAGUAAUUACGUGGAUGCUGUUGUUGCUCGAGGGGCGGAGAGUCACGGGCUGUUCCUCAGCGAUUGGGGGGUGAAACCGUAUCCCGAGAUGACGUAUACGGCAGAGGGCAAGGCAUUCAGUGAGCGACUGUGGGAUCAAACGAUGGAAGAGCUUCGGUUCGUGGACGCGUCGAAAAUAGUGGACGGCUUGAAGAACAGCCGCUGA
Molecule: messenger RNA, 1032 nt
Organism: Periconia digitata
Lineage: Eukaryota; Fungi; Ascomycota; Dothideomycetes; Pleosporales; Periconiaceae
Source: the annotation of a GenBank genome assembly